AUGUCCCGAUCGUUCUUUGUUUCCUACGUUCUCGGUCGCGUUCUUGAGCUGCGCUUCACUAUACAACACUCAUUCUACAUUUUCACGCUCGUUGUUUCAGAAAACAUGAAGCUCGCUGUAUUUACCCUUGUCGCUAUAUCGGCGACGGUGGUCGACGCGUCCCUCCACCCUAUCAUUGCUGCUCGUCGUCUCAAUCUCAAGCGUCAAGACCCGGCAAACGUCUGCACGGUGAUUCCAGCGCAGACGAUCACGGUGACAGGCGCAAACCCAGUCGAGCUGCCCGCCGUAUGCCUCUGCUCGAACACGGUCGACGCGUAUGCGGACGAUCUUGGACUAAGCGAGGCCGCGACCGCGGAAAUUAGCAGGGAUCUGCAGACAGAUAUCGACGACAGCGACACACCGUGUACCGCACCUGCCAACGGCAUGCCGACAUGCAACGACGACGAGUGCGACUUUGCGUGCGAUGCGGGAUUUGUGAGGGAUGGAGACAUCUGGGGUGGUCUUGACUACGAACCGGACGGUGGUAUUGACUGCGAACCAGAGGCGAUGUCCACCCUCCCUUCGCCGCUGGAACCAGACGACUUCCAAAUCGACUCGAUGGGCACGACAGAGGAUAUGAUUCGCUAUAGUCCGGGAGGGUAUCACCCCGUCACCUUGGGCAACAUCCUCCACGGAAACGCGGGAGCGUAUCGCGUUAUGCAUAAGCUGGGCUUCGGAUCGUACGCGACGGUGUGGUUGGCGCAGAGGACGGGGCCAUCUGCAGAAUUCGUGGCACUGAAGAUCACGACAUCCGAGAACCAGGGAAGCACAGAGGCGGACAUGUUAACCGAGGUCGCAAGAAUUCCGCAUAGGCUGGAGCGCUCCCAUGUUCUCACCUUGCUCGAUUCGUUCGAGCAUCGUGGGCCCAAUGGGGUCCACUCAGUGCUUGUCACGGAUGUGGUCGUGCCCUUGCUCGCGUUGAACCCCUCGAAGCGGCCCCCUGCGUGGCGGAGAAGCGCUGCGCAUGGUCUGGCUCGUGCCGUCGCGCAGCUGCAUGCUGCAGGUGUUGUCCAUGGAGACCUGCACUUGGGAAACACCGGGAUCGCCAUACCCCAGCUCUCGGGGCAGGACCCUGGGGAUGUCAUGCAAGACCUUCCGGCGUACGAUCUUACUGUCGUCCUUCCUGUCAACGCCGCCCACCAGACGCCGUCCUUGCCGCCAUACGUCGUCGCGCCGUGCGAUCUGGCCGCGUACUACGACAAAGUCGCCGGCGAUGCUAAACCGGAGACGAAGCUCUUCGACUUCGGAAACGCACACAAAGCCGCAACCCUGCCAUCGCGCUUCCAAUGCGCGCUAGAGGCAUGCGCCCCCGAGGUCGUCUUCGCCCUAGUCGUGGAGCAGAUCGACAACCCCCCUGUCGAGCUUCCCGCGGACAUCUGGGCGCUCGGCGCAACCGUAUAUGAGAUCUUUACGGGAUCCUCCCUCUUCCACGGCGUGGGUAUGAGCGGUCUGCCAAAGUCCAUGGCAAGCAUGUCCGCGACUCUACCUCCGGCAUGGAAGGCGUUGUGGGAUAGUGCGUCACGCCCGUGCGCAUCUCCUGAUGCGUGGUGGACGGAGCGUCGGGAAAGGCUUCGAGGGGCGUGUGCAAACGACAGAGACGCCGACGCCCUGCUAGACCUGCUCAAGCGGAUCCUCGUGCUGAAUCCCGCCGAACGUCCUUCGGCGGCGGAGAUUGCCCAGGACCCCUGGUUCACGACAUCAGGAAAGGGCCUGUCCCUAUGUCGGCCAUCACCAAUGCUACGCACGAGUCACGUAGUUCCGCACCUGAGUUGA
Molecule: messenger RNA, 1812 nt
Organism: Schizophyllum commune H4-8
Lineage: Eukaryota; Fungi; Basidiomycota; Agaricomycetes; Agaricales; Schizophyllaceae
Product: kinase-like protein
Exons: 9
Coding region: 1-1812 (603 amino acids)
Biological process (GO): regulation of mRNA processing; protein phosphorylation; spliceosomal complex assembly
Molecular function (GO): ATP binding; protein kinase activity
Source: RefSeq, a predicted model, not a curated record